Messenger RNA from Sarcophilus harrisii (Tasmanian devil), 1251 nucleotides. RefSeq names its product olfactory receptor 10H1-like. Lineage: Eukaryota; Metazoa; Chordata; Mammalia; Dasyuromorphia; Dasyuridae. Gene Ontology annotation, molecular function: olfactory receptor activity; G protein-coupled receptor activity. Gene Ontology annotation, cellular component: membrane. The record is from RefSeq and is a predicted model, not a curated record. Gene Ontology annotation, biological process: G protein-coupled receptor signaling pathway.
UUGCUUGGUUCCAGGAAACAAAUCUCAAUAAUGGGUUGUUACAUAGAAAUAGAUUUUGCCUAAAUAUAAGAAAAUAUUUCCUAAUAAUAAAAUGCUCAAAGGUGUAAAGAACUGCUUCACAUGGAAAUAGGAUCCUCAUUACUGAAGUCUUUAUUUGGAGACCGAAUGACCACUUCUUAGGGAUAUGGUAAAGGGGAUCCAUAUCUUGGGUUCUAGCCAGAUGUAGACUAGAUGCCUGGGAAUUUUCAGAAUCCAUGAUUCUAUGAUAAUUCUGUUUUUCUCAUAUCUCUUUCUGGAAUAGUCUCCAUGCUGCAUUCAAACCACAGCACAGUGUCCGAGUUCAUCCUGAUUGGCUUUUCCACAUUCCCUCGGCUUCAGCUGAUGUUCUUUGUGCUCUUUCUGCUAAUGUAUUUGUUCACACUGCUGGGCAAUCUUCUCAUUAUGCAGACCAUCUGGAGUGAGAGGAACCUCCACACACCUAUGUAUUUCUUCUUAUGUGCACUCUCAGUCUCAGAAAUCUUCUACACUUUUGCCAUUAUCCCACGACUACUCACAGACCUUCUAUCUACUCAACAUGUCAUCUCCUUCCUGGGCUGUGCCAACCAAAUGUUCUUCUCUUUCACAUUUGGGUUCACUCACUCUUUCCUGCUCACAGUCAUGGGUUAUGAUCGCUAUGUGGCUAUCUGCUACCCUCUUCGCUACAAUGUGCUCAUGAGCCCACAAGGCUGUACCUGGUUGGUGGCCUCCUCUUGGUUUGCUGGUAUAAUCAUGGGACUGGUUGUUACACUUGCUAUUUUCCACUUGAAUUUUUGUGGGCCCAAUGAAAUCCACCAUUUUACCUGCCAUGUACCUCCCUUAGUGAAGCUUGCUUGUGGGGAUAUUUGGGGUGUGGCUAUGGGAGUGGGGAUUGUCUGUAUCACAGCCCUAUUGGGCUGCUUCCUCCUUAUCCUCAUUUCCUAUGCUUUCAUUGUGGCCACCAUUUUGAGAAUUCCUUCAGCUGAAGGACGACAAAAGGCCUUUUCUACCUGUGCCUCUCACCUCACUGUGGUUGUGGUACACUAUGGCUUUGCUUCUGUUAUCUAUCUAAAGCCCAAGGCCCCAGAAUCAUUUGAAGGAGACACCCUGAUGGGUAUCACUUAUACUAUUCUUACUCCCUUCUUGAGUCCUAUCAUCUUUAGUCUGAGGAACAAAGAAUUGAAGAAUGCUAUAAAUAAAGUCUUCUUAAGCAUUUUCUUCCCUCAAAAGCUGUAG